AUGACCAAGCGCCGCGCUCCGGCCUCCCACACGCCCAUACAGCUCGAUACGACGCUGCCUGCAGAUCUAUUGACUACCCGAAAUGUCUCUAGCACCUUCCAGGUUCCUACUGACUCUUCGGUCGGGACAGCAAUCUCUCUUGCUCCUGUGGAUCCGAGCCCCGCUGCGAGUUCGAGGCUUACAGCCGGUUCUACCGCAUCGAAACGGAACAUGCUAUUCCAAGAGGACCUGGGCCAACACGAGACGACUCGCUUCUCUGCUGUCUUUGUUGAAAACCAAGAUAGCUUUGGCGCAGUGAUGCCUGAUACUGCAGACUCCACUCACCACGAGCCAGGUCGAGAGCCCGACGUAACGGCCAGGUCUCGCGUCGAACUGGCUGUUAGAACACUGCUCAACUUUCCAACUGCUCGUACAUUUGACAUACUGAUGACAGAAAUCCACCAUGUCUAUGAUGUAUGGCUGUCCCCCACCAUGAUCCAGCAAUGCCUGAAACAAGUAUGGACCGAAUACCCUAGUGAGCUAGGCGAGCUACGGACACGCGAAUCAGCAUUGAGAGUGGCGAAUGAUUUGUUUCUCAACCAAAAACGACCUCGCUCGAUACCUGACUGCAAUAUGGUCAGCAAUUCCGACCAUGUUUCCUGGUUGAACUGGUUUGGUGGACCCAAUCUCCGAUGGGAAAUGAUCGGAUUCCUUUUCAGUUGGGCCGGAAUCGCAUUCAGAUGUAAACAAGAAUGGGACCCUGUAUUUGAUCUGCCUGAGCAGCACGGACGGGAUCGCACCACUGCCGCAGACAGGAUGAGAGAGUGUGCUGCUGCCUGUAUAAGGCUGUGCGAAGGAAACUUUGAAAUCAGUGAUAUUAUGGUUAUUUGCAUGAAGGAUAGCACUAGACUACAAAGCAUACUAAUCAGUGACGAAAGUGACCGUUUACGAGUCGACUACGGGACUGUCCGCAGUGCGUUUAUAAGUGCAGGAAUGCACCGAUUCACCCCUACGCGGGAAGUGACGCCGUUUUCUCAACACCGAGCAUCACUCGCUUCGUCUAUGUAUUACUAUGACAAAUCUCAUAGUUUGUUCAAUGCCCGACCACCGAUGCUCAGUAAUCGCUACUGCCAGUGCCCUCUGCCACUCGAUUUAUGCGAGGAAGAUGUGUAUGGGGGCCAAGAAAGACUAACUGCGGCUAUUGCAAAACUUGACUCGAAUGGCUGGAACACAGGUGGCCACAUAUUCACUACAACCUGGCUUCGAGCACUAGCCAUGCUUAGUCCUAUCCGGGAGGGAAUUUUGGAACUGACUCUAAGCGUCAAUUCGACAUUCACCAAAUCCCAAGUAGAAGAUUUAAAAGCUCAGUUGUGGAUGAUAGUCGCUUCAUAUCCUCCGCACAUUCGAUACCAGGGGAAUUCUGAAUGGCCUCUGAAGUCAACCUCACGAUCCCAUGAACGCAGCGCUCAUGAAGUCUACAUUACCACGCGCAUACAGCUUGAUGUAUUGCAAUGUCACUUUCUCCUCCAGCGCCUACUUGUAUCGCGGCAAUUCAGUGGUGGGCAAGAUUUGUUCAAUAUCGCUCAAGAGACCAUGUCCGUUAUCCUGUCUCUCUGGCUUAAUCGCGAUCGGCUACAGGAAUUCCACCAUGCAUUUGACUGGAUUGCCGUAUCAUACGGAAUGCCCUGUGCGGGAAUUUUAUGCGUCGAACUUCUACGAGCAAGUAAGCUCGUACCGCCUGCGCCAUCCUGCAAGCUUCCAUCCACGGCCGCUCGCGACUGUGUUAGUCUCGCGCGGUCGGAAGUCAUCCAGAGUCUGAUUAUGUUCAAAGCAUUACUGGACUGGAUACGGCCAACGGAUAACAAUGCGCAGCUUAGCAAAAAAUUCAAAACGGUCCUCCAAAGAAUCAUUGACGCCGUGUUUGAUUCUUUCCAGUCGUCGUGUAGCGUUAACACGCAAGAGAUGCUAGGUGAACAUCAGUCCCAUAGGGAUUGUGGCUCGCAAGAUCGGCAGUCCUCAGAGGAACGUCUACCUGCGACUGGCAGGGAGCAUGAUAUUGGCCCUGGGAUAAACACAUUCAACGAUAUGGAUUGGCUGAACACCCUUGAUUGGACUCAGGGUGCGAAAGCUCUCCGAGACCAAACAACAGCAAUCGAUCUCACUUCGCUUACUAUGUCUCCAAACGCCACACUCGAUACAUCCCGACAGCCUAUCAAAAAUGCAACUGUGCCGUUUUGGCAUCGAGAUAUUCACGAAUUACACGAUCAUCGGACCACAGAGGAACUUCCAGUGUCGAGUGAUAUUGUUAUUAUAGGCGCUGGAUAUGCAGGAGUCAGCACGGCGUACCAUUUGGUCAAAGGGGAGGCCAGCGAUGAAAAAUCCUCCAUCACAAUCCUGGAAGCACGGGGUGUUUGCUCGGGCGCGACAGGACGCAAUGGUGGCCAUCUAAGGCCUGAUAUGUACACCCCCAUGACCAGAGCCAUCGACCGAGGGGGAAUUGAGCGCGCGUUGGAAGUGAUUGAGUUUGAAAUCGCACAUAUACAGGCCAUAAAAUCCUUGGUUGAAAAAGAGAAAAUCGAUUGUGACUUCACUCUCACAAGGUCUAUUGAUGUAUGGUCCAACGAAGAAGCUGCCCAAAAGGCCAAGAAGCUGUAUGACACCUUGGUAUCCCGUGAUCUGGAGUACAUGAAGGAUGUCUUCUUUGUACUUGGCAAGGACGCGGAGGGUAUCUCGGGCGUCAAAGGUGCGAAAGCAUGCGCUUCCUUCACGGCAGGAACUCUGUGGCCGUACAAACUUAUUCUCCAUCUGACUGCCUCAAUUCUUGACACUGGGAGGGUCAACCUCCAGACGCACACUCCAGUGACGUCCGUCAGACAGCAGCCUUCGGGCGACUUUAUUGUUACAACGCCGCGAGGCACGACACUCGCCAGGAAGGUUGUGUACGCAAACAAUGCCUAUAUCUCGGGCCUUCUUCCACAGUACCGCGAAGCCAUCGUUCCCUGCAAAGGACUGUGUACUCAUAUUGCGGUCCCUGGGGACACAAAAGCUCCUCUGCUGAACAACUCCUACAUAGUCCGUGAAGAGGACAAUGUUGUUUCGUACCUCAUCCCUCGUGCCGACGGUAGCAUUGUUGUCGGUGGAGCCAACUCGCGAUAUCAUUCUGCUUUGAGCUCAUGGUAUGACACCGUGGACGAUUCAACUUUCAUUGAAGAAGUCAAAGACCAUUACAAUGGUUAUAUGCAGCGAUUCUUCAAUGGCUGGGAAAAUAGCAGAGCACAAGUGGAGAAAGUCUGGACCGGUAUCAUGGGGUAUAGUUGGGAUUCUCAACCCCAUGUUGGCCCCGUCCCUGGAGAGAACGGCCAGUAUGUACUCGCGGGGUUCAAUGGUCAUGGGAUGCCUCUAGCAUUCUUGUCUGCGCUCGGAGUCGCCAAAAUGGUCCAGAAUGGGAUCGAGUUUGCAGACGCUGGUAUCCCGCGAUUGUUUCAAUCAACGGAGGAGAGACUCGAAAAGAUAAGAAACGGGCCUCCAGGUGGUGAUAUAAUUGGCGUUAGAAGAUGA
This is a messenger RNA of Penicillium coprophilum, 3537 nucleotides long. RefSeq names its product FAD dependent oxidoreductase superfamily. The transcript has 5 exons. Gene Ontology annotation, cellular component: cytoplasm. Gene Ontology annotation, molecular function: oxidoreductase activity. The record is from RefSeq and is a predicted model, not a curated record. NCBI's taxonomy places the organism in Eukaryota, Fungi, Ascomycota, Eurotiomycetes, Eurotiales, Aspergillaceae. The coding region runs from base 1 to 3537 and encodes 1178 amino acids.